AUGGCUGAGGUCGCGAGCAUGUCUCUUCCCAAUCCACCUCUCAUUCUUAUACUCCCGAAACAGCAGACGCUCAGCAGUAUGCAAGAGAUUACUUCCUCCGAGGCUGAUAUCGCAAGCGAUGCUGAGUCUGCUGUUUCGCAGCUCGACACCCCUUCAACAGAAGAAAAGGAAGAUUCCGAUACGUUGAGAAACGAUACUCAUCGUGCAGUGCUUGAUCGACACAUAAAGCACCAGCAAGAGAAAGAGCGACAGAAAGAUGUGGAUGCUGACACCGUUGACAAGGAACAACAGGAGUACUCAACUACUAUCGAAGCUGAAUCUGCUCGAAUCAUCGACAAGGUCCGUGACUACCAGCAAGAGCUCUUUGAACGGGCUAAGAGUGAGAACAUAAUUGCUGUACGACAGAGAAUUGUCUUCUUCCUCGCUAACAGUGUCCACCUCGUUCAGCAGCAAGCUCGUGUUCUGGCCAACAAUCUCAUCGACAAGCCGGCCGUCCUCUAUGGCAACAGCAAGAAUGACCUAUGGAAGAAGUCCAAUUGGAACUCCAUUCGAGAGCACAAUAAAUUGGUCGUCUGCACUCCGGCUAUCCUCGAUCAAUGUCUCAUGCACGCCUUUCUAAACAUGCAAGACAUCUCCCUCCUCGUCUUCGAUGAGGCACAUCACGCCAAAAAAGACCAUCCAUACAGUCGUUUGAUCCGUUCAUACUAUCUCAAAUGCCCUCAUGAGCAUAGACCGAGGAUUUUUGGCAUGACUGCGUCUGCAGUCGAUUCAAAGGGUGAUAUAGCCAUAACAGCCAAAAACCUUGAGGAGAUUCUACAAGCAAAGAUUGUAACUACCGACGAUGGCAGCUUGUUGUCGUUCGCGCCAAAACCCACGAAUGUCAAGUGGCUUUACCCUAGGCUAAGAACAUUCUGCACGCAAACUGACCUCUACUCAAAUUUGUUCAUGAAAAUACAGUUCUGUGAAGCUUUGAAACAAGGCUUUGUUUUUGCAAGCAAAGCUACUGUCGAGCUUGGCCCUUGGUGUGCUGAUCGUGUAUGGAAAUAUGUGAUUGGUUGUUCUGCUCAUGAAUCCUCACGAAUCAGCUCUAAAUUCGAGAAAAGUCAGGCUUAUGCAGAUCUACCCGACGGAGAAAGAACGCAGGCCAUGGCUGCUUUAGACGAGGCAUUUCUGCUUGUCCGGAACUACGUUCACCCACUACCACAAUUGACCUCGGAGCAUUUGUCGUCCAAAGUGAUCAGGCUGUGCGAGGAGCUUGCCCAGCACUUUCAAAACAACCCGAACACCCGUGCCAUAGUCUUUGUUGAGGAGAGAUUGAAAGCCCUUGUUCUUCACGACUGCUUAAGUCAGCUCUGCAUUCCUCACAUCAGGAGCGGCAUCUUAUUAGGCAUUGCUGGGACUAAUUUUGAGGCCAUAUCAAUGAAGCAUCAAGAACAAAUGCUUCAACGCUUCCGAGCAGGUCUAAUAAAUCUGGUGUUUGCCACAUCGGUUGCUGACGAAGGCUUGGAUAUUCCACAAUGCAAUCUCUGUGUGAGGUUCGACCUUUGCAAGACAACUAUACAGUACAUGCAAAGCAAAGGUCGAGCAAGAAUGAAAGGCUCGAUAUUUGCCCACAUGGUAGAAGAUGGAGACUUGAAGCAAUCUGGUGAGGUUGACUACCAGUUGGACAAUGAGAUGUACAUCAAGAAAUGGUGUAGCAGUCUGGAGCCUGAUCGUCGUCUCGGCCAAGGCACAGAAUUGACAAAAUUGUUGUCUAAGGACUCUGCUGGACAAGCAAUGCGGACUGCUUCAGGUGCCAUGCUCGAUUAUUCAAAUGCUCUUCUGAUCUUGGCCCGCUUCACAGCAUCCUUGCGACACACAGGGGCUCUCACUUCAGAAAUUUACGAGGAGGAGAUCGACAUCCACGAUACUUUGUUCAGAUACGUUGUAAGGUUGCCAGCCAAUUCAGAAUGCCAAGUGCGUGGCUGUAGAGGCGACUGGAAGCCCAACAAACAGCUCGCAAAGCGGUCAGCUGCUUUCGGAUGCUGCUACCUACUACGCAAUAAAGGUUAUCUGAAUGACAACUUGGACUCGAUUUUCAGGAAGCUCAAGCCGGAAAAUCUUAACGCUCGACUCGCUGUGACAGUCAAGAAGGAAGCUUAUGAUAUGCAAGUCAAGCCUACAGCCUGGCAGUCACAUCUUGAUGUUUUCCCCACCGAGUUAUAUGCUACGAUAUGGAGCUUCUGUCCAGAGCGAAAAUUGAAGCAUCAGGUAGCUCCAAUAGUAAUGCUGACCAAAGCACCAUUGCCAGCUAUGCCUUCGUUUUGUGCUUACCUGGAGGACAAUGUGAAAACCGAUGUGAUGCUCAAUUGUGUUCCAAAAGUGCUCCAAGCAUCGCAAGAGCAAGUCAAUCAGCUGACCACCUUCACGCUCAGAGCUGUCUUUUCGGAUGUCUUCAACAAGGUGUACGCAUUUGAGCCUGAGAAAAUGUCGUAUUGGCUGGCUCCUCUGGCACAUAAUAUGUCAAGCGAUUGUCGUAACAUUGAGGACGUCGCCGAUAUGCCUGCAUUGAAAACAGCUCAAGGUGAACGACAAAAAUGGGAAUCUGGCGUGAGCUCUAAAGUUUGGACGAACAAAUUUAUCUGUGAUCCAUUGAAUGGUCGUUUUCACUACUUCACUGGCGAUGUCGCACCCGAGGUCAAGAUCACGGAUCCUGUGCCUGACUCGGUACCUCAUAUCGCACAGAAAAAGAGACACAACAUCAUAGAUUUUUCCAACAGUCUGUGGACGGCUACCAAGAAACGUGCAACAGAGGAACACGUUUACGAUUAUACCCAGCCUGUACUCCAUGCAGAUCUCAUUGGCACAAGAAGGAAUUUUCUCGAUCAAGCAGCGUCGGCAAAGGACAUUAUUCCUUGUUUGAUCGCCCCGGAAACUCUGCAAAUUGCCCGCAUGUCUGUAGAAUUUGCAGCUUCCUGCUUGUUAUGGCCUGCUUUGAUCCACCGCAUCGAAGCAUACAUGAUCGCAAUAGAAGCAUUUACGAAGCUUGAUCUGCCUGGAGUGUCUGCAGACCUUGCCUUGGAGGCUUUCACGAAAGACGCUGAUAAUGAUAACCAAGAGCAACAAGUUCAUACAAGCGGUAAGCGAGGAAUGGGCAAGAACUACGAGCGUCUCGAAUUUAUCGGCGAUAGCUUGCUGAAGAUGACAACGACAAUGACCGUCUUCAACCGUACUGUUUGCGAUGAAGAAGGCAUGCAUUGUCGUCGAAUGGAGAUCCUAUGCAACAGAAAUCUCUUCAAUGUCGCUACUGCAGAGGACUUGCAGCUAUACAAAUACGCCAGAACCCUUGCAUUUGAUCGAACGACGUGGUAUCCAGAAAACCUGAAAUUGCUGCAGGGUCGUGGUGCAAGAAAAGACCCAAUUCGGAUGGUACACGAACCUGUUUCUCAAGACCUAGGUAUGAAGACGAUUGCCGAUAUGUCUGAGGCUAUCAUUGGAGCGGUAAUCACUGCGACAGCACAUCUUUCCUCGCAGAACAACCGGUUUGAUCUUGGCAUCAAAGCCGUGACUAAGCUCGUCCGUUCAGCAGACCACGACGUCAACUCGUGGUCAGACAUAGCUGCGCAAUAUUCUGCACCAGCCUGGUCUCUACAGACAAAUGACCCGAUCGCGAAUGAUCGUGCCCAAGCCGUCGCAGCUAAAACGGGCUACCAGUUCCGAUAUCCGCGUCUUCUGAGAAGUGCGCUUACCCACAGCUCCGACAUGAACUCAACCGUUCCAGAUCUUCAGCGUCUCGAGUUCCUCGGAGACGCAAUCUUGGACUGGGUGUGUAUCUCCUGGCUCUUCAACACGAACCCGACACGAAACCCUCAAUGGCUCACCGAGCACAAGAUGGCCAUGGUCAGCAACAAAUUUCUCGCAGCAUUAGCCGUGACACUGGACUUUGACAAGUUCGUGUUCGUAACUACCGCCAAGCUCAUCGCCGAUAUUCAGACCUACGCAAUAAAAGUGCGUGAGGGCCUGGCACGGCCAGAUUGUCCCAAGAGUUUCUGGACUGAGAUCGAGUCGCCACCCAAAGCAUUGUCAGAUUUGGUCGAGUCAUACCUUGGAGCCGUUCUUGUGGAUUCCGGGUUCGAUUACAGCGAAAUAGAAAACUUCUUCAACAAGCACGUCAAGCAUUUCUUUGAGGAUAUAUCUGAGUAUGACACGUUCGCAAAUAGACACCCAACGACGUAUCUUUACAACAAGCUGAGUCACGAAUACAAAUGUCGAGAUUAUGGGAUCAAUGACUCUGGUGAUCCGGUCAAUGAGGGAGGCAUCGAAGUUGAGAUUGUGGCGGGUGUUAUCGUGCAUGGGUCGGUGAUUGCUGAAUCUCGAGGGACGAGCGCGAGGUAUGCUAGGGUUAGAGCGAGCAAGAAUGCGCUUGCGAAGCUGGAUGGGUUGAGCAGGGAUGAGUUUAGGAGGAAGUUUGGUUGUAAUUGUGCUUUGAGGGAUAAAUGA
Lithohypha guttulata is the source of this 4479-nucleotide messenger RNA. It is a transcript of the gene dcl1, whose product is annotated as Dicer-like protein 1. The transcript has 3 exons. Bases 1 to 4479 code for a protein of 1492 amino acids. Gene Ontology annotation, biological process: siRNA processing. Gene Ontology annotation, cellular component: cytoplasm; nucleus; RISC complex. Gene Ontology annotation, molecular function: RNA binding; ATP binding; ribonuclease III activity. The record is from RefSeq and is a predicted model, not a curated record. NCBI's taxonomy places the organism in Eukaryota, Fungi, Ascomycota, Eurotiomycetes, Chaetothyriales, Trichomeriaceae.